Mastomys coucha (southern multimammate mouse) is the source of this 1649-nucleotide messenger RNA. RefSeq names its product family with sequence similarity 136 member A (gene Timcc). The record is from RefSeq and is a predicted model, not a curated record. The transcript is spliced from 3 exons. Lineage: Eukaryota; Metazoa; Chordata; Mammalia; Rodentia; Muridae. The coding region runs from base 79 to 495 and encodes 138 amino acids. Gene Ontology annotation, cellular component: cytoplasm.
GAGGACUGGGCUCGGGCGCAGAGGGGCGGGGCUCAGCGGGUGCACGCGGGCGCCGGCGCGGCGCAGCUCAGGGUCGCCAUGGCGGAGGUGCAGCAACUCCGAGUGCAGGAGGCUGUGGACGCCAUGGUCAAAAGUGUGGAGCGAGAGAACAUCAGGAAGAUGCAGGGCCUCAUGUUCCGGUGCAGCGCCAACUGCUGCGAAGACACCCAAGCCUCUAUGCAGCAGGUGCACCAAUGCAUCGAGCGCUGCCAUGCACCUCUGGCUCAAGCCCAGGCUCUGGUCACCAGUGAGCUGGAAAGGUUCCAGGACCGCCUGGCCCGGUGCACCAUGCACUGCAAUGACAAAGCCAAAGACUCAAUGGAUGCAGGAACUAAGGAGCCUCAGGUGAAGCGACAGCUAGAGAGCUGUGUGGCCAAGUGUGUGGAUGACCACAUGCACCUCAUCCCAACAAUGACCAAGAAGAUAAAGGAGUCUCUGUCGUCUAUCGGGAAAUAAGAUUGUUUGCCAGUGACCAUUGGGACUAAGGGCAGGCUAUUUAAGAGGAAGAAUGAAAGUUUAAUGUGUUAGGCAAAGUUUAUGAAUGAAGAAAACUUAGGACACAGCAAGUUCCAGGCAAAUGCUGCUCACUGCUGGACACUGGUUCCUUUACAUUGGAUCUUAGAAGGUGGACUAGAAAGCAGCUGGUGCUAAGACUUGGAUCGCAGAUCGCUCAGAGAAGUCUAGAUCCUAAAUAUUCAUGUGCAAGUGUUUGUUCUGUAGGAGAGAUCAACCUUGCACCAAGAGCUGAGAUUGUUACUACAAACAUCCAGGCUGGCAGCUCCCUUCCACCUGCUGGUAAAAUCUGAGGAGAGGUGCAUCUCUUCAGAGAAGCUUGGCAAACCCUGUUUACCAGAAGUAUCAACACACCACCUUACAUAUGCUGUGAAACAAAACCCAGUAGGCUAGUAAUUUAGAGGAAAGGAUUCCCUUUUCAAAUCUAUAUUUUGCAUAGUUUUGUCUUAUAUGCAGAGCACACUAGAUUUAAGAUACAGGAGGGAGAGUGGUUUGAAUAACUUCUAAAGGUUCAUAGUACUAUCUGCUAUCAGGAUGGGAAUGUCCAUUUCUUCAAAUUCUCUUAUUCUGGAAGCCCCUGAAGAAGCCAGACAGUGUCACACAGUGUACAUGGGAAACAGCUUUCUUCACUGACUUGUGCAGCAAAAUGACACAUCCUUAUGAAAAGCAAGGGGAUUGGUUGUCACUCACAUGCCAGAGAAUAAACGGCAAGUAGGAAUUGUUGAGAAGAGUUGGGCUUGGGUUCACAAAAUAAAAGUGCGAACCUAGUAUUAAUCAGCUCUGAAUUUACAGAGCCUUAUAGCAACAAGGAGGCCCAAAAGCAUCUUGUCCAAGGAAAGCUAGGACCACUAUAGAGCAAGAUAGGUACACACCUUCUUACCAUCUGCCAUUUUGCCUGGGUUUUUUGUUUAUUUUGUUGUUUUUUGGCAGUGCAGUGUUGCUGGCCCAACAUAGCACCUUAUCUUUUGGAUAAGUACUAUGUUGUAUUUAUACCAAUUAAUUACUUGAAACAGUGAUACAUCUGUCUGUCUGCUGUGUCAAGCCUGCAAUAUAUUUUCCAAGUGGUUUGAUUUUUAAAUAAAGUUUCAUUGUCUCUA